Orcinus orca (killer whale) is the source of this 3775-nucleotide messenger RNA. It is a transcript of the gene CALCR, whose product is annotated as calcitonin receptor. Gene Ontology annotation, cellular component: plasma membrane; axon. NCBI's taxonomy places the organism in Eukaryota, Metazoa, Chordata, Mammalia, Artiodactyla, Delphinidae. The transcript is spliced from 14 exons. The coding region runs from base 259 to 1905 and encodes 548 amino acids. The record is from RefSeq and is a predicted model, not a curated record. Gene Ontology annotation, biological process: cell surface receptor signaling pathway; adenylate cyclase-activating G protein-coupled receptor signaling pathway; positive regulation of cytosolic calcium ion concentration. Gene Ontology annotation, molecular function: calcitonin receptor activity; amylin receptor activity.
CGAGGAUAAGACUUAAGUCGGGAGAAGUUUGCGCACAGCGCACAGCUGGGAAGGAAGGCGCCGGGAAGAACGGCUAGCCCCCCAGACACUGGGUGGGCUGCGCCGCGCCGCUCGCGGACCUUCCUGGGUUGGAGAGGUGCGCACAGUCCGCACCUCACCCAGCGGCUGCCAUCUCCUACUCAGGAGAUGCGCACUGGAGCCUGAGUUCCUGAGUCUUUGGAGCCACCACCUGCGAAUGCCCUUCGCUUCUACUGAGCCAUGUCGGGCAGCCCAGUGAGAUUACUCCAGGUCUUAGAAGACCGUCUUCAGAAGCCCAAGAUGAGGUUCACACUUACACGCUGGUGCUUGACCCUCUUCUUCUUUCUGAAUCGCCCAAUUCCGGUUCUUCCUGCCACUUCAGAGGUCACCCACCCUCCAACAAUAGAGCCGGAGCCAUUUCUCUACCUUUUAGGAAAGCAGAGACUGUUGGAGGCACAGCACAGAUGCUAUGACCGAAUGCAAAAGUUACCCCCAUACCAAGGAGAAGGUUUGUAUUGCAACCGUACCUGGGAUGGAUGGUCCUGCUGGGAUGACACACCGGCUGGAGUGCUCGCCGAACAGCACUGCCCAGAUUAUUUUCCGGACUUUGAUGUAGCAGAAAAAGUUACAAAGUACUGUGAGGAAGACGGGCUUUGGUACACGCACCCUGGCAGCAACAUAUCCUGGUCCAACUAUACUAUGUGUAACGCUUUCACUCCUGAGAAGAUGCAGAAUGCAUACAUUCUGUACUACUUGGCUAUUGUGGGUCAUUCUAUGUCGAUGUUCACCCUGGUGAUUUCCCUGGCGAUUUUCAUGCUUGUUAGGAGCCUUAAGUGCCAAAGGGUGACUCUGCACAAGAACAUGUUUCUGACUUACGUUCUGAAUUCUAUCAUUAUCAUCAUCCACCUGGUUGAAGUUGUGCCCAACGGAGAGCUCGUGAAAAGGGAUCCGCCGAUCUGCAAGAUUUUGCACUUUUUUCACCAGUACAUGAUGUCGUGCAACUACUUCUGGAUGCUCUGUGAAGGGGUCUAUCUUCACACACUCAUCGUGGUGUCUGUGUUCGCUGAGAGACAACGCAUGUGGUGGUAUUAUGUCCUGGGCUGGGGGCUCCCGCUGGUGCCAACCACUGCCCAUGCUAUCGCAAGGGCACUGCUAUUCAAUGACAACUGCUGGCUGAGUGUGGACACCAACCUGCUUUACAUCAUCCAUGGUCCUGUCAUGGGGGCAUUAGUGAUCAACUUCUUCUUUUUGCUCAACAUCGUCCGGGUGCUUGUGAAGAAAAUGAAGGAAUCCCAGGAGGAGGAAUCGCACAUGUACCUGAAGGCGGUGAGGGCCACUCUGAUCCUGGUGCCCCUGCUGGGGGUCCAGUUCGUCGUCCUUCCCUGGAGACCUUCCCACCCAGUGCUUGGAAGGAUCUACGACUACGUGAUGCACUCUCUGAUUCACUUCCAGGGACUCUUUGUUGCCGUCAUUUACUGCUUCUGCAACCACGAGGUCCAAGCUGCUCUGAAGCGUCAAUGGAACCAAUACCAAGCCCAGCGCUGGAGUGGCCGCCGCCGCGCCAACCGUGCCGCCAACGCUGCCGCCGCCACUGCUGCUGCCGCUGCCGCCCUGGCUGAGGCUCCUCAGAUGCCUGUCUACAUCUGCCAUCAGGAGCCAAGGAACGAGCCCACCAACAACCUAGGCGAGGAGGGGGCUGAGGUCACCGCUAUGGAGGGGGUUGAGGUCAUCGCUAUGGAGGGUGAUGAGGUCAUCGCUAUGGAGGGUGAUGAGGUCAUCGCUAUGGAGGGUGAUGAGGUCAUCGCUAUGGAGGGUGAUGAGGUCAUCGUUACGGAGGGGGCUGAGGUCAUCGCCAUGGAAAUCAUCGAGCAAGAGUCAUCCGCUUGAAUCUGACGCAAAUACAGCAUCGUGAUCACUGAGCCCUCAUUUCCUGGGAGAAAGACCAACCAUGCUUUUACAGUGAUUUCCAUCCUCCCAGGAGCAAACAUCUCAUUUGUGAGAAUUAUUAAGUGCAUUUGUCCAUAGUGAACCUGAAGAAAGUUUUACUUGGUACUGUUGCUUCCGGGAGACAGUCUCAGAAUGGAGUCUCCCUCUGUAGCACUUGUGAACUCCUGUGAAUUCCAUCUUUCAUCCAGGACUGAGAUAAAAACGUCACAGUAAUGCAAGCAAAGUGUCCGAGUAAAACACAGUUAAAUUGACCUAGUUCAGAUACAGGGUGCUCCUAGUUAAUCUUGAGCCAUUUAUACCUUUGAAAAAUUAAAAUCACUGUCAAUGUUUUUCUUUUUAACUCUAAACCUUGAAUUAGGACACUUCUGUAUUUGGCUAUGGAUCUCAUUUUUAAUUUUUUUUUAAUUUCUAUCAAUUCUGAUGUUACUCAGAUGUUUUACCAUCCACACAAUGUAAACUGCACAAAUUACAAUGUGACCUCCACAAGACAAUGUGGCUUUCUAAUAUAGAGAUGAGAUGACCAAGUGCGUGUGGGGGAAAAGAUUUGCAUUUGGCAGGAAAAUGUAAUGCUUUAAAUGAAAAAGAAAUUUAGAGUCAGUUUGCUCUAAACCUUAGAUGGGUCAAUUUGUUAAUUGGUUUACUAAUACUGACGCUCAUCUUGGUUUUAGAUAAUCCUAUCUGUUGCGCAGGCCCUAACUGCUGUGAGGAAUUGGCCUUCAUGUUGCUAACAUUUAUAAAUUGGGAGGUCACAAAGAAUCCAUCACUAAAUUUUUCACAAAACUGCCAAAAAUAUAAUUCCUAGUGGAAGAGAAUACUCUCUUUAAAGAGAGUUUUCCACUUUCCUAAACUCCAGGAUUUAUAAAGCAAAUCAUUCCAAGGUUUAUAAAGCAGAUUACCUCUUGCCCUUGGGUGCUAUCUAGCAGUAAAAGAUAAAUUUGUUUAACACUGGUAAUCAAAAGGCUCCAUACAAGUCCAUUAACUGCUUUACACCCAGCUUCUAAACUUAACAAGAUCUCAGCCUUUUCCAGGAAGAUUCAGUAGGACUAAUUAGAUAUCAGUUUGUAGUUGACCUCUUGUUUGCUGCUAUUAGUGAAACAGGAGGGGGAAAAAAUUACUGCUACAAGUUUAACUAUAUAACAACUCAUUUAAAAUAAAAAUAGACUUUCUCAUUAAAAUCCAAUAUUAUACUCCCAUACCUCUCUUUACUUCCUGCAAUAUAAAAUCUUCAAAAAUCCCUGAGUAAACCAGUAUCAUUACUAGCACCUGAAAUUAAUUUGUGAAUUUGCAACAGUAACCAGUUGUUAGUUAAUUUGUAUGCUAAAUGAAGGGAUACAUUGAAGCCUUCCAAAUCUCCUCUCAUGUACAUCAUCUUAUGCCACUGCCUUUCAGAAAUGAUAUAGUUUUGGAAAGACAAAAAGUUGAUUUGUUCUGGUUGCAUAUUUAAUGCACCCAAAGAAAAUUAUAUUCUUUCACAGAAAAUGUAUUUUGGAUACUAAAGUAGCUUAAGUCUCCUUUACUUUUGAAUGUAAGGGAGGAUUUGAAAAGAGGGUAUUUUUCCAAUCACAGUGUUUAUGUAAUAGCGUUCCUAUUUUUGUUUACAAACAUGGAAAACAGUAUUUCUGGCAGCUCUAGAACAAAUGUGAUAAUAUCUUGCUGAAAUAUUCUAGAUGCUAUUGUGCUAAUAUAGUAGUGGCUGAAGAAAAUCAAACAGCUUACUAUAGAAAUGUGCACAGUGCCAAAAUUACGUGAAAUGCUUAUGCUACAUCCAUGUAUGAAUUAAUACAGAGUAUGUGAUAAGCAAAAAGUUGUA